Molecule: messenger RNA, 765 nt
Organism: Chaetomium globosum CBS 148.51
Lineage: Eukaryota; Fungi; Ascomycota; Sordariomycetes; Sordariales; Chaetomiaceae
Exons: 3
Coding region: 1-765 (254 amino acids)
Source: RefSeq, a predicted model, not a curated record
AUGCCUGCCUCGGAGAACAUGCCUAUCAGCUUCACUUUCGGAGAGGAGAUGCUGGAGCAGGAGUCUGAACCGCAGGGCUACACUUUUCAGCCCUCGGGCAAGCGGGAAACAAAAUGCGACAGACGCAGACGGUUCCCAGAGACCCGACGCGACAGGCGCCUACUGUUCCAGGAGUUCCGGGCGCAGGCCCUCCAGGGCGAGAUUCACGAACGCUACGCGCCGCUCCGGUCAUCACCACUCCGCAACGAGAUCCGCCGGGCGGAUCUGCCAGACCCUGCCGCCCCGGGAACCGUUGAGGCGGCCGACAACCCGCAGUCGGACAGCAUGGAGGGCUCGACCUCGUCAGCGACAACACCGGGCCGGGAACGCCGCUGCGAAUACAGGUUUGGUCAGGAGGCCUGUGGGACUUACAUCGCUUCAACGGAGGACGUGUAUUACCCGCCGUCCCUCCGAGAUCUCGGUUCCACGUGCGCCUCGGCGGCUCGCUGGCGCUGGGGCCGUGCCGCAGCCACUCCGGCCGUUGGUGACAGGAAGGGAGGCCCGCAAUGUAGCCGUCCCCGCGUGGCACCAAUCAGCACUGGUGGCUAUGCCAGACCCAGAGUGGAUGUUUGCGCUGAGGUUGAUGAUGGAGACAAUGGUGGUGGCUGGCCCACGCAGAUUCACCGAACAGAAGCGCGGACGGUGCAGCCCGCAUUACCGGCGGUGCGGUUGAUUAGUGUCAUGAGCCAGGACUGGGGGAUGUGUGCUCAUUUGUUUGAAGUUUGA